Molecule: messenger RNA, 3516 nt
Organism: Pneumocystis murina B123
Lineage: Eukaryota; Fungi; Ascomycota; Pneumocystomycetes; Pneumocystales; Pneumocystaceae
Exons: 15
Coding region: 1-3516 (1171 amino acids)
Molecular function (GO): guanyl-nucleotide exchange factor activity
Source: RefSeq, a predicted model, not a curated record
AUGAAGAAUAAUUCAAAAGAAACAAGGGAAAACGACGAGAAAACAUUAAUUAGAGAGAAUGAGAAUAUAAUGUAUGAUUUUUCGGGAGGAGAUUCGACCAUUUUUUGGCGAAAUAUGACAUAUGAAGAUAUGUUAGAUGUAGACUCAUUUUUUAAAAAAAAUCAGAUACACUAUAUAACAGAUGAUCCAGUGGUUGGACUAGUUCUUAUUUCAGUAGCAGUUGAUAAAUUUAAUAUGAUUCAUGCUCAUGUAUUUACAUGCUGUGGGCCUCUUUCGCUUCCUUUAAUAAGCCCUAAAAAUCAAGAAGCACUUAGUAUUGUUAUAUCUCAUCUUCCUCAUACGUCUAGAAGCCAAUCUUUUCAAGUGAUUGCAAUGGUUAUUCUUCAAUAUUUUAUUUUUAUACCAUUACAUAUUAAAAAAGAGGUUUUAAGACAAUACAAUUAUUUAAGAAGCAAUGAAGAUCAAGAAAGAAGAAUUGCUUUUGAUGAAAUGCAUGCAGGUGAUAUUGCGGGACAUUGUAAACUUUUAAAACUUUCAGAUAUAUCAUCUAUUUUAUGUUCUAUAUUGAAAAGGAGGAAAAUCGUAUCUUUUAAUAUAGAUAUUAUUCUUCCAGACAAUUCGAAAUCUACACCAUUAUUUUCUAAACUUCAGGAAAUGACUAGUAAUGAGGAGAAAUCAGGGGAAUUGCCAUUUGAAAACAAAAAGAUUGUUCCAGGGCCUAUGACAGAUAAUUAUAAGGAACACGAUAAAAAACGUUUAAGCAUUCUUAAUGAAAUCCUUCAAACAGAACAAAAUUAUAUUGAAAGACUACGUCAUUUAGUACUUGAUUACGUUUUGCCACUUAGAACUCAAGCAAAAUCGUCAAAAAAUCCUCCUUUAGGAUUAUAUGAUAUCAAUAGGAUAUUCCCAGUAUCUCUUAAUGAUAUUAUAUCAUUAAAUUCAGCCUUUCUUCAGGAUUUCAUACAGGCGAAAACGGAAAUUGAAAAGGCAAAUUCAUUCGUUACACAUUUUUAUCGAUUUAAAAAAACAUAUGCCAAAUAUUUAGAAUUAAGUGUAGACUUUGAAUCUCUUCUGAGGCAUAAUUUACGUAAUCCUAAAUUUAGGAAUUUUGUGGAUAAUCAAAAAUAUAAAGCAGAGAAAAACAUCAGUAUUCGGGAACUUAUAAUGGAACCCGUGCAACGGAUUCCUCGUUAUUCUUUAUUUCUGGAAAAUGUCAUUUCAUAUACACAUCCAAAGAGUCCCGCAUUAGCACUUUUUCAAAAGGCCUUAACUAUUAUCAAAGAAAUAGCACAAAUGAAAGUUAUGGAGGCAGAAAAAAGAUCCAAAUUAUUUCAGAAAUUAAUGAGUUAUAUUUCUGGGUUUCCAGCAGAACUUAUAUCAAAUUCACGUUAUUUUAUUACUGCUGUAGAUGUUAUAGAGAUUUUACCACCCUUUUUAAAUUCAUCGGGAAGAUUAUUUUAUACUUUAUUAUUGUUUUCAGAUUGUCUAGCGAUGUUAAAGAAAACAUCACAUAUCCCUGUCGCGAAAGAUCUUAUUUCUAAUGAAGAUAAUUCAUCAUUUCAUAGAUUUCGAUCAAGACAGAAUUCAUUUGGAUUUACAACUUCGGUUUCCAGAAAAGAUAUAUUAUUUCAAUGCUGGGCUAAUUUAGAUGAUCUUGAAAUAGACAUUGAUGAAAAUGAUGAUACAAAUAUGUGGAUAACAGUACAAGCUCCUGUUAAUUCCUGUACAGAUAAAGAACUAUGGGGAAGCUUCUCUGAACAUAAAAUGUCUAUAAUGUCUGAAUCAAAACAUUGUGUAAUAGGGUUUGUUGAAAAAUUCUACAGAACAAAAGCCAAAAAUAAAACCUCGAAAAACUUUAUUGCAGAAAUUGAAAAAAGCAAUAUUAACAUUAUAUGUAAUGUUUUUGAGGCAUCUGAAUAUAAAAAAGAACGUAAAAAAUCAGAAAUUGCUAUUCAGUAUGUUCAGCAAAGUUUAAUUAAUGCUUUCGAAAGAAAGUUUCCAAAAAUAAACAUUUCUGGAUUAUUUUUAAUCGAAGAAUCAUCGGGAAUCUAUAGAUUAGAUUUUCACUCACCAUUAUCUUGGAAAUUAUCUCCCCAAAAAUUUCAAUAUCUAGAUAUGCUUUUAGAAAAUAUAUUCCAAAAAGCAAUUUUAUUUCAUAAUUUUUUAAAAUCUUGGGAUUCCCCUAAAAAUGUUCCAUUUUUCAUAUCAAAAUAUAGAUUUCUCUUGUCAUGUCUUUUUAAAUUGAAUUCAACGUCAAGUUCAACCAAAACAAUUUUUCCAUCAAUCACAUAUUUUAACUCUUCUAAUAAUCAUACAAGUUCGAUUUUAGAAAAUAGCCAAUUGCCACCUAGAGAUUUAGCGGCAUCACUUUCACAUAGUAAUUCUUUACCCAAAACUUUUAUAAAAAAAUCAUUUUUGUCAUUUAGCUUAACAAAGUUAAAUAGUGAAAAUUGCAUAUCAAAAUUUAAAAACAAUGGCUCCUCUUCUUUAGAAAUAAUUAAAGAUAGACAUAUAUUUCAUGGCGCUGAAACAUUUGUUCAUACACUUUGUUCUAUUGAAGAUUUUGAUUCUAUUUCUACACUAACCUAUUCAAAUUCGGAACUCAAAAAUGCUAUUGAGCUCUCAAAUGAAAUCGCAAAAAAUCCCGAAAAGAAUUAUGCAAUUUUGGGUUCUCCUUUAAAGAUUGGGUAUGCUGCAUUUAAACAUUAUAUGAAAACACAUGUUAAUAAGAAAAUUGGGCCAAUUUUACCCCAAGAGUUUAUAAAAUCCUGCUUAAAUAUAAUUGGCGAGCCCGAUUCUAUUGAUGAAAAGAUAUCUAAAAUUCAUGAUAUCACGCUAGUUUUACCACAAGGAAACUAUGUAAUUUUAUAUUUAGUCAUAUAUCUUACUUUGCAUAUUUUAAAUAAAACUCAUGGAGAAGUUUUGAAAGUUUUAUUGUCAAUAGUUUCGGAAGGUAUUGUGCCAAAGAAUGAUGUGUCUGUUUUGAUUCCUAUUUUGAAAUUUAUGACACAAAAUUUUUCUCAAGUAUUUUAUGAAUUUGCAAAAAAUAACUCUGCAUCUACAUUAACUACAAAUAAUAUGCCAUCUACUUUUUUUAGAAAUUCUAAUCAAUCAGAGACCACAUCAUCAUCAUUUACUAACUCUCUUUAUGACGAACUAUUUAUUUUACCAGAUACAUACACUUCAGCUUUUAGUAAUGUCAAUAAUAAAGACAUUGCUCCAUUACCAUUAAAAAAUUCGUUAUCUUUAAAUUGUGUUCAAAAAAAAACAUCUAAAAAAGUUCUUCGAAAAAAUACAACUUCUGAAUUGUCUGUUGGUACAACCAUUCCACAAACUAAAUCCUCAAAUAUGACUGAUUCAAAUAUCUACCAGGAAUACGGAAAAGCAUAUUUUUCAAAUUCUAAUAAAAAAUAUAUUAAAACUUGUGAUAAUAUAGAAAAAAAAGAUGAUUUUCUAAUAGUACCUAGUAAUUUUAAAAUAAGUUCAACACAGUGUGUUAAUAAUCAAAUAAUAUAG